AUGUUGGAUGGUAGACCCGGAGUAAUAACGGGCCCAACCUGGUUGAAACAAGUCUACGCGCAAGCCGCUGGCAAUAUCACCACCGUCGAUAAUUUGGCCCGCGGCUUGGCAAGUUCGACGACUGCGGGCAUGCGCAACAAGCCAUACGACGGCCUCGACGACAAGCGAAUAGCAGAAAUUCAUUCAGGCCUGAGAGCAGUAGUGGGUGUGACCCUUAUCACCGACACAUGUGUCUACGUUCAUUGGCUCUGGGUCGUAAAUCCAGUUGCACUCCUAGUGCUUCAAUGGACAUUCUGCGCUCUGGUGCUGGUGAACCGACGUUCUAGCCCUAGUAAUGGCGGACAGCAAUAUAUGGCAUGGAAUUCAUCGCCUCUGACGCUCUUGUUCAACGGAUUGGACGGGGAUCUUUCCAAAAGGCAUGAGGUUUAUAUACGCUGA
Messenger RNA from Colletotrichum costaricense, 438 nucleotides. RefSeq lists its product as uncharacterized. Lineage: Eukaryota; Fungi; Ascomycota; Sordariomycetes; Glomerellales; Glomerellaceae. The coding region runs from base 1 to 438 and encodes 145 amino acids. The record is from RefSeq and is a predicted model, not a curated record. The transcript has a single exon.